Acanthochromis polyacanthus (spiny chromis) is the source of this 3328-nucleotide messenger RNA. It is a transcript of the gene matn3a, whose product is annotated as matrilin 3a. Lineage: Eukaryota; Metazoa; Chordata; Actinopteri; Pomacentridae. Bases 1180 to 2778 code for a protein of 532 amino acids. The record is from RefSeq and is a predicted model, not a curated record. The transcript is spliced from 8 exons. Gene Ontology annotation, molecular function: calcium ion binding.
UUUUUUUUUUUUUGAAUUUUACCUUUUGGAAUUUGUCUCACGCUAACAUUAUGUUACUUUUCAUCCAUGUUUGCAUUUCUGGUUGCCAAACAGUUUGAAGAGAGAUUAACGUUUCAGCUGCUGCUUUGAAAAUCUUUAACACUGUAAUGUGAAGGAGUCAGACUACUUUAAAUACAGUUUAGCUCUGAAUUAUUCAAAUCUGGACUAUUUUUUAAUUUAUAUUGGACCAAAAGCUUCCUUCUGACCAGCAAUGCCAUUUUAAAAGUGACAAAAAAAAGUUUUUAAAAAGAUUUUACUAAAAAUGUAAUUCUUUUCUAGCCUUUUUCAGCAAACAGCUGAUCUGUCAGAUGUGCAAAAGAACAGAACAUAAUCUACCAUCAUCUUCUGUGUUAAUACAUUUCCCAAAUGUACACACCACUCAAAUAAUCCAUCCAGUACUAUCCAAACCUGCAGAGAUCAUUAUGCACUGUACUUCUAGACUAUGAUAUGGCAUUUUAUUUUGAAAUAAAUACAGCAUACUGAAUGGAAACACAGGAGGUGCUGCUGUUACACCUCAGUGUUCAUAUGUAGUAAAUAAAAAUAGCAAUAAAACAAAUAUUGCUGCUUUUUAAAAAAAAGAUUCAAAUCUAAUUUAAGAGACAUUUUUGUUCUUUUACAAUGUUUUUUUUUUUGUAUUUUUUUUAAAUGCACAUAUCAGUCAUACAUGAGAGGAUUCUUGAUGGACCUUUCUGACCACAGAGCAAGAGAAUAUAGGAAUAUAGGACUUCAUUCUCUUGCUCUAAUUCCAAGAUAGCUUAAGUGUGGACUGGUGGCAGACCAACACGGUCAGAUGGAUCCACAGGUUUAAGCCACGAUCGGACAAUGAUGAGUUUCUCAGACAGUGUUUGUCCAUCUUCCAUAGUCAGCCUGGCAUCAGGAACGUUGUUUUCUCGAAGAGCAGAGGUUUUGCAAAUUUUCAGAAGUUUGGGGAUUUUUUGCUGAAUUUUUGGAUUUUCUUCAGACAAGGAAACAAUAUUUUUUGGUGCCUGUAAAUGAGGACAGCUGGAGGGUUAACAGGUCAGCCUGUUUCUGUGAAUCUUACUGUAUUUCUGUGUGUUGUUGGUGGAGGACCGUCCUGGAGUUGGAUCCGGCUUUGGAUUGGACAGACAUGUUUGACGUGUUUCCCGGUCUUCUCCUCAUAUGUGGGAGCGAAGGGACCCCCGCAGAGCUGCUCCUCAGAGACGGACAGCUGACAGACAGACAGACGGACACGCUGACAAGAUGAAGUCUGCUCUCUGGAGCCUCCUGCUCUGCGCUGCGCUGCUGCGCUCCGGUGUCCAGGCCACAUACCCGCUGAGUGCAGGAGACCCGCAGCUCAUAGCCGCUCAGAGCAGAAAUAAUGGUCGACCACCGCCCAGGACCCUCAAUCUAGCAAUGCACAGAAGUGAUUACACGUAUAGAGGAGGGUAUCACUACCCCUACCAGCCACCCAGGAUCCCUCCACCGGUAGUGUAUCAUCCUAUUCCUCUGUCUCCACCACUGACUUACCACAGACCCUCAGUCUCCAUGCCGCCUUACCACCAUCCCCACAGGUUCAAUGGGCCACAUAUGCAUCACAUAUUCAAAGGCCUGUCCCCUCCAGUAUCUCACCAUCCCCAUCAUAGAGUCAAAGGCCCGUUCCAUUACAAAAUAAAAGGCCCCUGCCUGACAAAGUCAGACCCGACAGUAGCACCAACACCUGUGGUCCACCCCCCUACCGUCUUACCAGCUCUGCCAAAGACAACAAUGCUGCCAGCUCUACCAGCACCCACAGCAGCACCAGUGACAACCAUCAUGCCAGUGGUGGUGACCGCUGUGCUGCCAGUGGAGACCACCGCUCCUGUGACGCUACCGGUCAGUACCCAAAGCGGCAUCAUCACCACCAUCAGUCCUGUGGAGACAGAGACAGACUCUCAGUGCAGGAGCCGUCCCCUGGACCUGGUCUUCAUCAUUGACAGCUCUCGCAGCGUCCGUCCUGGUGAGUUUGAGAAGGUCAAAAUCUUCCUGGCCGACAUGGUUGACACGCUCGACGUGGGCUCGGAUGCCACCAGAGUGGCUGUAGUCAACUACGCCAGCACAGUGAGGAUGGAGUUCCUGCUGAAAGACCAUUUCAACAAACCUGACCUGAAGAAAGCCAUCUCUCACAUCGAGCCCCUGGCAGCUGGAACCAUGACUGGCCUGGCCAUUAAGACAGCAGUGAACGAAGCCUUCACGGAGCAGUCUGGAGCCCGGCCUCGCUCCAGGAACAUCUCCAAAGUGGCCAUCAUCGUGACGGACGGGAGGCCUCAGGACCAGGUAGAAGAGGUGUCUGCAGCAGCCCGGGCCUCGGGCAUCGAGAUCUAUGCUGUCGGUGUGGACCGUGCAGACAUGCAGUCUCUGCAGCUGAUGGCCAGCAUCCCUCUGGAGGACCACGCCUUCUACGUGGAGACCUACGGAGUCAUCGAGAAGCUCACCUCCAAGUUCAGGGAGACCCUGUGCGGUGUGGACCCCUGUGCCAUGGGACAUGACUGCCAGCACAUUUGUGUCAACAGCAACGCCUCCUAUUACUGCAAGUGCCGGAUUGGUUAUAUCUUGAAUGCGGACAAGAAAACAUGUUCCGUGAAACAGGUGAAGGUGGAGGUGGUGGAGGAUCCCUGCAAAUGUGAAGCUAGACUGGCUUUCCAGAAGCAGACGCAGGCGGCCUUACAGCAGCUCACAGCCAAGCUAGCCAAUGUGUCGGGGAGAAUAGAGCAUCUUGAGAACAUGCUGGGCCGUCCCUAAAGAUUUACACGGUGAGGAAGCCGGAUCUGCUGCCUCCAGUCAGAGCCACGGACCACAGCGUCAUGGACUUCUACUGUUCACCUGCAGACUGAGAGAAGCUGUGAUUCAGAAACCAAUUCCCCUCAAAUAAACUUUUAUAAUGAAGACAUUUUUACAAACACUAAAGGCAGCAUGAUGUGACUCUUUUAGAAACUGCUGUAAAUGUCACUUUUACUAAACAAAGAUGCUCUAUGAACAUAGUGUGAUGUGUAAUAUAUUGUAUAUAGUCAUUUUUUUUGUAGUAAAAUGCCAUAUUGUAUUUACUUUUAACUAGCCAGUUAGUAGAAUUUAAUUGAAAAAGACUUUAUGCUACAGAGUAAACAUUUUUGCAUUGAUUUUCUUUACAUAUUUGGUUUAUAUAUAUAUAGUUACAUCUCUUCAUUCAUUUACCUCUGGUUGAUUAUCUAAGUUUGUAUUAAACAUGAUAAAUGCUUAUCUUUUGUAUCUUUGAAUGUUAUGAGAUGACACGUUUACAACUGAAAUAUGGACAAUAAAAUCCCAUAACAGAGAA